Peniophora sp. CBMAI 1063 is the source of this 567-nucleotide messenger RNA. The record is from the annotation of a GenBank genome assembly. Lineage: Eukaryota; Fungi; Basidiomycota; Agaricomycetes; Russulales; Peniophoraceae.
AUGCUUCCCAAGUACUUCGCUGCCGCUAUUCUCUUCUGCGCGUCCGCAGUGACCGCCUUACCUGCGCCCAACCAUGUGAAGGAAGUCAGCCUUCACAAGGGCGGUAACGCGGGGUCGAACAACAACGCGACGGCUGACGCGACUGCAACUGCAACUGCAGCUGCCGCGGACAGCACUUCAACCGACGUCGCCUCCGCCGACGGCUCGUCCAGCUCGGCGGACUCCUCCUCCAUUGCGGGUGCCUCUAACUCUACUUCAUCCGCCACCGGCGACGCGGGCGCAUCAAACUCGACCGACUGCUCGAACGCUGGUGCCGCAGAUACUGGCAAGGGCAAGAAGAAGAAGGGCGGCGCCUCUUCCGUCGCUCAGGCUAUCCACGCCGCUCAGCAAGCGAAGAAGAAGGGCGACAAGAACGGCAACGCAGCGCAAUGCUCGUCCAACUCCACCUCUGACGCCGGUGCGAGCGCGUCCAACUCAACUUCGGCCAAAAUACCUGAAUUAUGUCCCAAACGACUACAGCCCAGUGGCCCGUGGCCCAACGGCCCAAACAAUCCUCACGUGCAGUAG